AUGGAUUUAACUGAAAAAGAUAAUAGUUUAUCCUGUACACAACGCUGUGUCAGUUGCUUAUAUUUCGAGGACGAUAGAGUUCUGCAAAAUUUUAAAUUACAGAAUGAAGCACUAAAAGCAGUUUUUCAGGUAGAUUAUUUAUGUCUUUGCUAUCUAUGUAAAAGGAAAAUAGAGAAUGCCGAGCUGUACAUACAGACAGUUCUAAAUAACCAAAUAUUGUUGGAAAAUUUGACAAAAUUUUCAGAUGAAACAAUAUCGACUUUAACAAGUCAAACACAACCACUUUCUAGUCUCAGUAAAUUAUCAUUAGAUAUAAUAGAAUUAGAUGGAAGUGACACACAGACAUCUGAGCCAACUCUUGUAUAUAAAUAUGGCGUUUACAAAGAUUCUCAAGUUAAGAUGGAAUUUAAAGUUGAAGAUGAAAACUAUUUGGACAGUGCUGCAAAUGACUUUAUAGAUGAAAUUGAUUUUGAUUAUGGUGUAAAAGAAGAGGAGGGAUCGUUGGAAAAUGCUUUGGAAACUGAAAGCAACUUAGCUGAAUUGCAAUUAGUAUGCCUUGGAACGAAUUUAGGAAAAAGUAAGGUGAAAAAGAAAAGUGGAAGUAAAAAGAAAAAUACAGAUUUUGAUAAUGGUGUAAAAGAAGAGGAGUGCUUGUUGGAAAAUGUUUUGGAAACUGAAAGCAACUUAGCUGAAUUGCAAUCAGUAUGCCUUGGAACGAAUUUAAAAGAAAGUAAAGUGAAAAAGAAAAGUGGAAGUAAAAAGAAAAAUAUAGAUUUACAUCAAGAUUUAAAGGACGAAGAUCUUGAUGCCUUUUACAAUUCAAACAUGAAAGACAAACAUAUACCCAAAAACUUGGAAAAGGACGAACAAAAUAUUAAACGUGAUAAUGUUGUAAUAAAUUCAGAAAAUAACUUUAAAAUAAAAAAGUUUUACAUAACAAGGGCACAAUGUAUGAAGGAAUUAGCACAGAAGGCCAAGGAAAAGACUUUCCUAAACUCACCUUAUAAAUGUAGGCCUUGUGUUAAGGGUUUCACGUUUAAACCUAGUUAUGAUAAACACCUCGAAUUACAUAGUAAGCCGAUGGGAGACUUUGAAUGCGAUGUUUGCACGAAAAGAAUGGACACGGAGGAAAAGAUGACGCGUCACAAGAAAUCUCACAAAAUGCGUUUCGAAUGUGGCGUAUGUGGGUUAGUUCGUAUAACUAUGUCGGCAAUCACUGACCAUUAUACAGAGCACCAUUCGACCGGGACCGAAGAUUUCAUAUGCAAACUAUGCUCUAAGACUUUCAAGCGUCAAAUAUUAUUGAGAAAGCACAAUUAUUACUGGCAUAAUAACAAGGAACGGGUGACCUGUGCCUACUGUGGGAAGACGUACGCAAACAAGGACGUCCUCAAGUCCCAUAUUAUUGCAAAGCAUGCAGAGGAAGUGUCGCCCGUAGAUGCACAGAAGAGAUACAUGUGCAAAGUUUGCGGCAAGGCUCUAAAGACGCCUUCUCAGCUGAAAAUGCACAGCACCAAGCACUCGCACAAGCGGGACUACUAUUGCGUCGAGUGUGAUAAGCGCUUUAAGACAAAGGGCGCUUUGAAACAACAUUUGAAAAUAGCCACGCCACACGUCGUUUACAAUGAUUUACCAUUAGCUUGUUCGCAUUGCGAUAAGAAAUUUGCUAUAAAACGCGAUUUGGAAAGGCACAUGAAUGGAAUACACCUCAAUAUAAAACCAUUUCAGUGUGACAAAUGUGAUAAGGCGUACGUGAGCAAUUGGUCAUUGAAGGAACACAAGCAAGUUGUACACGAAGGGUACAAGCGGCCACUCAAGUACCCCUGCCCGAUGUGUGAUAAAGUUUUCGACCGGAACCCAAUAUUGAAAGUUCAUAUUCGCACGCACACCGGCGAGCGUCCGUACCAGUGCAGCAAGUGCCCAGCCACUUUCUCCCAGUCUGGAGUUCUCAACACUCACAUGAAGCUGAUACAUCUCAAGUUGAACAGGGACGGAAGACCGAAACGUAGCUUGAAAUAA
This is a messenger RNA of Parnassius apollo (apollo), 2019 nucleotides long. Lineage: Eukaryota; Metazoa; Arthropoda; Insecta; Lepidoptera; Papilionidae. The record is from the annotation of a GenBank genome assembly.